Messenger RNA from Syngnathus acus (greater pipefish), 1891 nucleotides. It is a transcript of the gene dctn2, whose product is annotated as dynactin 2 (p50). Lineage: Eukaryota; Metazoa; Chordata; Actinopteri; Syngnathiformes; Syngnathidae. Gene Ontology annotation, cellular component: centrosome; cytoplasm; dynactin complex. The coding region runs from base 184 to 1407 and encodes 407 amino acids. The transcript has 15 exons. The record is from RefSeq and is a predicted model, not a curated record. Gene Ontology annotation, biological process: mitotic spindle organization.
CGCACAAACUGUCAGACGAAUCCAACGACCACAUCAGCCUGCGAGACGUCUACUACCACUAGUCGCUCAGCUUGGCUGGCCCCUUGAUCACCUUUCUGUCAUUUUAACCCAGUUAAUCGAUUAUCAACGCAUUUUGUGUUGUCUUAGGUUUUCCGUCGGUAUCACGUUUUGCUUUCACGCACAAUGGCUGACCCCAAAUACGCAAAUUUACCAGGAAUUGCUUUUAAUGAGCCGGAUGUGUACGAGACGGGUGACCUACCAGAAGAUGACCAGGCUCAAUUCGAGUCGCUUUUACAAGAGGAAUUGUGCAGCGACAGUGUGGAGAGAAUCGUGGUCAACCCCAAUGCUGCUUACGACAAGUUCAAGGACAAGCAUGUGAACACCAAAGGCCUGGACUUCUCAGAUAGAAUCAGUAAAAGCAGAAGAGUGGGCUACGAGUCUGGAGAAUUUGAAAUUCUCGGAGAGGGCUGCGGCAUCAAGGAAACGCCCCAGCAGAAAUACCAGCGCCUGGUCAACGAGAUCCAGGAGCUCUGUCAGGAGGUGGACACUAUCCAGGCCGUCACAAAGGAAAGCAACGCGGAAGAGCGCCUGACCCCGGUGGUCCUCGCCCAGCAGGCGGCCCAGCUCAAGCAGCAUCUAGUUUCCGCUCACCUCGACUCGCUGCUGGGACCGCAGGCGCACAUCAACCUAGCGGAUCCGGACGGAGCGCUGGCCAGGCGCCUGCUCACACAGCUCGAGGUGGCCAAGGGCAGUCGCGGCUGCUCUGCUGGCGACAGUAAGGCGCCAGUGGCAACCAAGGGCCCAGAUGGAGUGGUCCUCUAUGAACUGCACAGCAGACCUGAGCAAGAGAAGUUCAAUGAGUCUGCCAAGAUGGCAGGAUUGGAGAAGCGACUGGCAGACUUGGAGCUGGCUGUUGGCUCAGCAUCAGACAAACAGGGUCCUCUGAACGCCGGCAUGCAAGGAGUCAGUCUGACAGAUACUUUGGAACUCCUCCAGGCCAGGGUCAGUGCGCUGGACUCGGCUACUUUGGAUCAAGUGGAGGCCAGGCUGCAGAGUGUGCUCGGGAAGAUGAACGAGAUCGCCAAACACAAAACAGCCAUUGAGGACGCCGACACACAAAACAAGCUGUCGCAGUUGUAUGAUGCGGUGCAGAAGUGGGAGGCCAUGUCCACCUCCGUACCUCAGGUGGUCCAGAGGCUGGUGACAGUCAAGGAGCUACAUGAGCAAGCUAUGCAGUUUGGCCAACUUCUCACACAUCUGGACACCACUCAACAGAUGAUCAACAACUCUCUGAAAGACAACAACACCCUGCUGACACAGGUCCAGCAGACGAUGAAGGAAAACCUGGUGGCCAUAGAGGAGAAUUUCUCCACGCUCGACCAGAGGAUGAAAAAGGUGUCCAAAUAAAGAAACCUGGACAAAAAAAAUACAAGAAAACAAAGCGUUUGGACAUGGACAAAUGAGACUUACACAUUGACGCUUGGCCGCCCCCCCCCAACCUCCCUUCCUCCUACUGCUCUCUUCCUCCACCUAUGCCUUCUUCACUAAGUGGAAUGUUGGGAAAGAUUGACAAAACAAAACCAAAAUUCUUCAAGGUUAUUGAAUUGACUGUAUUGUAGAAUUGGAGAUUCAAGACGAGACUGGAUUCGUAUUGUCCAAUGAAAUGGCUCACAGUAAAGUUGGAAGGAUACCUUAGACAUGUAUAAUAAACAGUGGCCUCUGAAGGAAAACUGUAAAUAUGCCUACAUUACCUUGUUUGCUUGCGUUCAGUCACUCACUUGUAUUUAUAUUACGACUGGGAGGCACACACCGUUAAUCUGCUUUACCAUUGUCUAAACUUCAACUGUAUUGUCACAGAAUAUGAUCGAUAAAACAUGAACUCGGCUCUUUA